Peronospora matthiolae is the source of this 315-nucleotide messenger RNA. NCBI's taxonomy places the organism in Eukaryota, Oomycota, Peronosporomycetes, Peronosporales, Peronosporaceae. The record is from the annotation of a GenBank genome assembly.
AUGCAAUGUGUGGUAUGGAUCCCUGGUUCUCGGUACAGUCCAGGCGGGAGCACGCGGGACUCGGUAAGACAAAUCACCACGUACCCAUUUGCAUCCCCAGCAUCCUCCUCGAUUUCGGCCAGGUCCGGUUUGGGGUUCGACGCCGAAAAUACCGACGAGCGCGGUCAGAUGGAUCUGGCUGUGCUGCUCGUGUUUUGCGAUCAGCAGGGACCUGUUCUGAAGAGCGAAAAAAUCGAAAUGAAUCGCCCGAUAGAAGAUACGGCGUGUCUCGAUCCACCGUACAUCCGUCGGGAAUUGAGACUGCCUACUUUGUAG